Thunnus maccoyii (southern bluefin tuna) is the source of this 3610-nucleotide messenger RNA. It is a transcript of the gene kctd12b, whose product is annotated as potassium channel tetramerisation domain containing 12b. Gene Ontology annotation, biological process: protein homooligomerization; regulation of G protein-coupled receptor signaling pathway. The record is from RefSeq and is a predicted model, not a curated record. The coding region runs from base 762 to 1613 and encodes 283 amino acids. Gene Ontology annotation, molecular function: protein binding. NCBI's taxonomy places the organism in Eukaryota, Metazoa, Chordata, Actinopteri, Scombriformes, Scombridae. The transcript has a single exon.
GCUAACCGGGAGGAAUAAUGCUGUAUCCUCCGUUACUUUGCAGCAGAGUUACAGUCUGACAAGAGAGAGGAGCAGAGGGUCCGAACAGCUGACCACAUCGCGUAAACCUGAUCCUCGGGUGAUGGAAAAACUGGAGAUCUUUUUAUUCACAUUCCUGGUCUCUCACUACCUCUGGAACAUCGCCUUCGUCUCGUGGCUUUUCACCACCUUUACACCCACAGAUUUCACCAACUAUGGAUUGCCUAAUUGAAGUUGGGCCACCUGAUCCUGUUUACGCGAGGACAACCGACCAAAAUUAGAGAAAGAAGUCGUUAUGGACUGUUGUGCAAGCCGUGCAUUUCCCGGUCAGAGAACUGGUGUCAAAAGCAGAAUUUCCCCAGGAUAUCACAUCUAUUUGCGCGUAAAGGACAUGGACACAACGGUUCCGUUCAACGCUGCCUGAAACACUCUGCGCUAUGUUUUAGUAAUUAUGGGGAAAAGCUGUAGUUAGAGUAGAGGCUGUGCUUGUGCGGCUGUUUGCUUUCCGCUGGCUUUGAUGUGAGAGUAGCGGCCAGCUUUUAUUGCGCGCAUACCAAUUGAGCGCUGCAGUUUAGCCGCUUCGUUACCACCGGAUAUCCACUGCAUCAGGACCUGCUAUCUAUUUAACAGGCAAUAGGCCUCUCUGACCACAGUGAAGUCCCGCAGUUUGAACUUUAAACACAGCCGAGGAAGUUUUUUUUUUAGAGCUGUCUCCAAGUGCACCUGCGUGGCAGAACUAAACCAUGGCUUUACCAGAUAGUGGCAUGUCUGGGGAUGAGGUACCCUUCCCAGAGAUUAUAGAGCUCAAUGUAGGCGGACAGGUGUACAUAACCCGCUUCUCUACCCUCACAAGUGUGCCAGACUCCCUGCUUUGGGAGAUGUUCAGUCGAAAGUCAGCCAAAGGACUGGCCAGGGACACCAAGGGGCGCUUCUUUGUGGAUCGUGAUGGUUUCCUGUUCCGUUACAUCCUGGACUACAUGCGGGAUCAGCAGCUGGUACUUCCUGACCACUUUCCUGAGCGAGGGCGACUGCAGAGGGAGGCUGAGUUCUUCAACCUGCCUGAGCUAGUCAAGCUGCUUGCGCCCAAAAUCAGUAAGCAGAACUCCCUGGGUGACGAGGGUUGUCAGAGUGACCCGGAGGACUCCUCACCCGGGAUUGACACGGCCCGUAACCUUGGCUCCCUGGGGGCUGCCGCCGCCGCCUGUGCCAGCCUCGUGCCCGGUGCAAUGGAUGGCAAACGGUCCGGGUUCAUCACAAUUGGCUAUCGAGGCUCGUACACUCUGGGCCGUGACAGCCACACCGAUGCCAAAUUCCGCCGGGUGGCACGGAUCAUGGUGUGUGGAAAGACCUCCCUGGCCAAAGAGGUGUUUGGGGAGACGCUGAACGAGAGCCGCGACCCAGACCGCCCCCCUGAGCGCUACACAUCCCGCUACUAUCUCAAGUUCACCUUUCUGGAGCAGGCGUUUGACAAGCUGGCCGACGCAGGCUUCCACAUGGUGGCCUGUAAUUCCACAGGAACCUGCGCCUUUGCCCAUGAGCAGACGGACGACAAGAUCUGGACCAGCUACACUGAAUAUGUGUUCUACCGUGAGUGAGACUAUCGGCUUUGUUCCCCCCCGGUCCCCCCAACCCUGUCUCCAAAUGCCCCCUCUCCAGCCUCCAGCCAUCCUGUCUUUCUCUCUCUGAUGGCUCCUGCACCAGUAGAUGUACCGUAGAUGUUGUGCCCCUCCAUCUCUCUCUGCAGCCUCCAGCUUUUAUCCUGUGAACAGUGCCCAGCAGCUGCUCUGACUCUUCAUACCUCUUCUGCAGGUUGAAUCUACAGCACUCCCCUCUCAACCCCAGAUCCAUUCUCCUCAUCCUUAGGUCCAGCUUUUGCCCCCGCUUAAGCCGCUGUUCCAUCUAGUUGUAGUCCCCAGUCCUUGACCACAGCAACCCUACCGCCUUUCCUGCAGAGACUGAUACCCUCUAUGUACUAUUUCCCUUUUGUACUCUAUAUAUUGCAUCUGCCUUGGUGAAGCACAAUGUAUCCAAGAGCUAAUUUUGUUAAAUGAGAGCCCCCAGUGUGUCUAUAUGACUAUUCAAGUUGUCAUAAGGGCAUAAAAGAAAGGGCUUCAAAGAGUGGCCGUGAUGUACAGUGCUAUACUUUGCCUGCUUACUCGAGCAGAUCGGACUCUGUCCUGCUCCUCUGAACUAAAUUACCAAAUAAUUGGACAUCUUAUCAGCCUUGAGGGACGUGAGCAGCCCCAGCACAAGAAAGAAGUGCAACACAAAAAUCUCAUUUUCUUCAGUUUUUAUUAAAAUGUGUCCAGUACCAUGUGGUUGGGAAUGUGCCAUAGAUCAUCUGUUCAGUUGUUGUUAUGAAUGAAAGGGGGUUUAGUUAAAACCUCUGCUUGUUAGAAUAAUAUAGUCACAUGGACAGGAAAAAAAAAAAGCAUUGAACUUUUUUUUUAUUUUGAAGGGGAAAGCUUGAUUGUUGGUGUGUAGUUUCCUUUUCAAAAAGAUGCUGCUUGUGUGGAAAAUGAACACGCAACAGGCUUUGAUAAAAAAGCGAUAAAAUCUCAAAUAUCACGAGAUCUUGUAGAAGGAAAGAGAAAAAAAAGGUUGCUAGAGAUGCCAGAUGAAGUGUGUGUAUUGAUUGCGCAAUGGAGCUUUCAGUAUUUUAAUCACCCACACUGGGAGAGCAGAGGAGACGGAAGUUGUUACAUCACAUCGCAGCCCACUGCUCUAUAUUUUUUAACUCAUUGUGCUUCUUUAACAUUUCUUUGCUCAAUAACAGAGUGAAGUGCUUCUUGGAAAAGGCUGACAUCAUGACUACGUCGCUUCCAAAAAAAAAAGAAAAAAAAAAGUUGUAGUCAUCUUAGCGGAUCAUGUUUUGAGUGUUCUGUAAACAAUAAUGUUAUUCUUAUUACUCAGUUCAGUAUUAGUUGAAGCUGUUGCAUAUUUGAUGAUAGCUCUCACUUACUGUAAGUGAAUACCCAUGAGAAAGGGUAGGAUUACGCUGUAGACAGCCAAAGCUCAAUGUUUUCUCACCACUGUAGCAAGGGCACUGUGAGGGCAGUUUAUAGCGAGCGGGUAUAACUGAAGUUAUACAGGAGUGAGUAAAAACAGAGGGUUGUUUUCAGAUACAGCCUCAGGACAGGUCUGCACAUCAUAUACCUCAGACUAAAAUAUAAACUGAAGGCACUUAAGUCCAACAAAAGAUCCAGUUGACGGCGCAAAAUUGCAGACACAGUUACUGAAAUAUCUAAAAUGUAGAUGCUGAAAUAAGAUUAUGAAAAAGAGGUUUAGUUUAAAGUGAAUUUUUUUCGAGCUGAGAAACAGCCAGUGAGGCAUUAUAGUGCAGGAUUUCACCUGAGCUAUAAGGUGUGAGGUUGUUGUUUUGUCAGGAGGUCUUGACAGUGACAAUAAAUGUGUCCUGAAAUGUCUAGAAACCGCCAUGUUGUGUUUCAGUGUGAUGAAGUGCUGUUGACAUCUGAGUCAAUAUGUUAGACCUGCUGCAGUGUGUUGCUGCAGGCGUAGACACCACUGAAAUUAAAAAAGUGUUCAGCGAAAAGCAAAUUGAUUUGUCAAAUAAAGGAUGUUUUUCUUUCUA